AUGAGUUACGCGGAAUACUGGAAGCUGUGGGCUGACAUCAACGGAGUUAAACUUGUCGUCCAGGUAGGCAAGGAGUUCGAUUCUGGUGAAGCGCCUGACUGGUUGGCGCGAGAAAUGUACGAGAGCAAGCUGUAUGUCUCAAAGUACGGAUGGGCAGGAGGCGAUCCAAAUGUCAAGAAACCUGAAGAAGUGGGCGUGGAGAUGGACAAGCUGAUGGAUAUUGAACGCUACAUGAGGGAAUAUCCUAUGUCAGACUUGUUGUCGGUUUAUAUUAGUUUUGUUUCUCCUGCGAGGAAGGGUUGUCAACCUAUGAAGACACCAACGAGCGCAGAGCAUCAUUUAUUUUGA
Molecule: messenger RNA, 348 nt
Organism: Aspergillus versicolor CBS 583.65
Lineage: Eukaryota; Fungi; Ascomycota; Eurotiomycetes; Eurotiales; Aspergillaceae
Exons: 1
Coding region: 1-348 (115 amino acids)
Source: RefSeq, a predicted model, not a curated record